AUGUAUUUGGGAGAUAAUCACGUUCUGUUGAAUACCUUGUGCUGGUGCUGCCAUCGAAAAAUCUGGUUACAGUCUGGGAAGGCCUGCUACGGUUGCAGGACUGAACCACCUCGGCCCUGAGAUGAGUGUCCCAACAGCGCAGGCGCACCAUGAAUAGAUAUACAACGAUCAAGCAGCUUGGGGAUGGGACCUAUGGUUCUGUCCUGCUGGGAAGAAGCAUUGAGUCUGGAGAACUGAUUGCCAUUAAAAAAAUGAAAAGAAAGUUUUACUCCUGGGAAGAAUGCAUGAACCUGCGAGAGGUUAAGUCUUUGAAGAAGCUCAAUCAUGCCAACAUAGUAAAGUUAAAAGAGGUUAUCAGGGAAAACGACCAUCUCUAUUUUAUCUUCGAGUACAUGAAGGAAAACCUUUACCAGCUCAUUAAAGAAAGAAAUAAGUUGUUUCCAGAGUCUUCUAUAAGGAAUAUAAUGUAUCAGAUUCUGCAGGGACUGGCAUUCAUUCACAAGCAUGGCUUCUUCCACCGGGACUUAAAACCAGAGAACCUUCUCUGCAUGGGACCGGAACUUGUGAAAAUUGCAGACUUUGGAUUGGCCCGAGAAAUCCGAUCAAGACCUCCAUAUACAGACUAUGUGUCUACUAGAUGGUACAGGGCUCCGGAAGUGCUCCUGAGAUCUACCAACUACAGCUCCCCCAUUGACAUCUGGGCCGUGGGCUGCAUCAUGGCAGAGGUGUACACCCUCCGGCCUCUUUUCCCUGGGGCCAGUGAAAUUGACACGAUUUUCAAAAUUUGCCAAGUGUUGGGAACACCAAAGAAGACUGACUGGCCCGAAGGCUACCAGCUGUCGAGCGCUAUGAACUUCCUCUGGCCCCAGUGCAUACCCAAUAACUUAAAGACUCUAAUUCCAAAUGCUAGCAGUGAGGCAAUUCAGCUCCUGAGGGACAUGCUUCAGUGGGAUCCCAAGAAACGACCAACCGCCAGUCAGGCACUUCGCUAUCCUUACUUCCAGAUUGGACACCCGCUGGGCAUCAUCACACAGGAUUCAGGAAAACCACAGAAAGAUGUCCAAGACAAGACAGGCCCCACUCCUUACAUCAAGCCAGCCCCCCCUGCCCAGCCUCCGACCAAGGCACACACACUGAUUUCUUCACGACCAAACCAAGCCGGUCAGCCCCCUCAGCAUUUUGUGCACCCUUACAAAGGCGAAGCCCCCAGGGCAGACCAUCUCCAGGAGGGCAAGCCAAGCCCACCGUUCUUCCCGUCCCUCCACAAUAAGAAUCUUCAGCCAAAAAUCCCAGCAGGCCUGGAACACAAAAAUGGUGAAAUGAAGCCAAAGAGCAGGAGAAGGUGGGGUCUUAUUUCCAGGUCAACAAAGGGCUCUGACGAUUGGGCCGAUUUGGAUGACUUAGAUUUUAGUCCCUCUCUCACCAGGAUAGAUGUGAAAAACAAGAGGAGACAGAGCGAUGACACCCUCUGCAGGUUUGAAAGUGUUUUGGACCUGAAGCCAUCUGAGCCGGUGGGCACGGGAACCAGUGUCUCCACCCAGGCCUCCUCCCAGAGGAGAGACACGCCGACCCUGCGCUCGGCAGCAAAGCAGCACUACCUGAAGCAUUCUCGCUACUUGCCUGGAAUAAAUGUAAGAAAUGGCGUGCUCCCACAUCCAGGCAAGGACUUUCUUCCAUCAAAUUCAUGGUCCAGUUCUGGUCUGUCUGGAAAGUCUUCAGGAACAGUGUCAGUAGUGAGCAAAAUAACCCCAGUUGGCUCGGGUUCUACAAGUUCUAGUGGACUGACCAGCAGUUACAUCCCUUCUUUCCUGAAGAAAGAAAUCGGUUCUGUUAUGCAGAGGGUCCACCUGGCGCCUCUCGCAGACCCCUCCCCUGGCUACUCUUCCCUGAAGGCCGUGAGACCUCACCCCGGGCGUCCUUUCUUCCACACCCAGCCUAGGAGCACCCCCGGGUUGGUCCCAAGACCUCCAGCCGCCCAGCCUGUGCAUGGCAGGAUAGACUGGUCUUCCAAGUACCCGUCUCGUCGGUGACUGUCCCAGCCAGGAGGCCAUUCUCCCGCAGCCGACUCGCAGCUGACUCCACUGUACUUGCAGGACCACGUGACGCUGUAAACGCACCCACACUUACAGCUGUUCUGAACUAACGCAUUUCAAUAUUUCUUUUUAAUUUUUUUAAAAUGUUGAUUUGAACGCAAUACCGUCUUUUUGUAUAAAAUUAUUUUGUUCUAAAACUGGGUCUCAUUAUUUUCUUAAACAACAGCGUUUUGUAUAUAUGGAUUAUGUUUUAGCAUUUUAUACAGUCAACUUUGUAAUGAACUUUUUAAAGAUUAUGUGUCUUUUGUUUGUUGUCCCACAUAAUAUUUUAUACAGAUUUUGAAAUAUGUAAUAAUAUUGACGCAGUAUUGUGACAGGGUGCAUUUUAAGGCAGUGGGAUAAGGGAUUACUUACUCAAUGUAUGCGGUUAUCGUGACAUAGCUACAUUUAAGCGUGGCGCAUUCGGUACAUUAGGCUUUCUUGGACUGAUCUUAGAAAGAGGCCCACCCACUGCUUUUCUUAACAGCUUAUAUUGGUGGUUCUGGGGGCAGAAGUUCUUUUGUUGUUGUUUUGAGACACGGUCUUAUGCAGCCCCGGCUUGCCUACCACUCACUAUGUAGCUGAGGAUAGCUUUGAACUUCUGAUCUUCAUGUCUCUGUUUUCCUGAGUGCUGGGAUUGCAGGUGUGUGUUGCUGCGCUUGGCUUUAACCCAGGGCUUUGUACAUCCUAAUGGCCCUAAUUUUAUCCUCUUUACGACUGUUCUGUCCUAAACUCUCACUUUAUUUUGAAUCUUUUCACUUUAUUUUUGCCCUCAGAACAAAGAAGUUUUCAUAAGUAGUUUUUGAAAUUUUAUAACACUCAUAAAUACAGUUGCAAAUGUCCAGAUAAAACCAAGCAUAGGUUUGCUAAACUAUUGCAGUUUUACUUUUUUCCUUUUUGAUGGACAAGGUUGCUCACUAUUAGUUGCAAUUCCUGCUGGCCUCCAACUUCAGCAGUGCUCGCCUGGGGGUGGAAUGAAGGGCUGAGCAGUGACAGACAGCUCUCUGCUGGGCACUGAGGAACAUGGCAGGAGCUGUGGUCACCUGCUGUUCAGGUGAGCUUUUCUUGUUUCCCUGGGUCCUACCAGCCAGGAUCGACCGACCUACCUACCUACCACCCACAGGACUGCCAGCAAGCCUUCCUCAGCUGGCCAUGCCCAACUUAGCCACAGCAGACUAAAGAUGCAGAAAACAGCACUUGGCUAAAAAUCAGCUGAGCCACGGAGGCAGGCAGGGUAGGAAGGUUUUGGCCUAUUGCCUCUGCCCCUCCCCACCCCCCACCCCCCAUAGCCAGAGCGGAGGCUCCCUCCCACCAAUACUCUCCAUACUUUUUUCUAUUUAAAAAAAAAAAAAAUCCAGGCUGGAGAGAUGACUCGGCCAUUCUUGUUCCAAGGGAUCCGAUGCCCUUUUCUGACCUCUGUGGGCACCUGCAUUUGUGUGUAGAUACCCACCCACUGACACAAACACAUACGUGUAAAAAUUUUUAUAAAAAUCCCUUAAAAGGGAAGCUUUUUUUUUAAUGUCAAAAGUACCUUUUUUAUUAUAAUUUUUCAUUGUUUUAAUGUGAAGUUUUCUUAACCUAUGUUCAUACUAUCAGACUUAUAUCCCUGCCAAAAUGAAUGACCGGAAGAGCCAACUGUCUUUUCUAUGUAGACCUAUCUGUCCUGGAACUCACUCAGUAGACUAGGCUGGCCUUGAACUCAGAGAUCUACGUGCCUCUGCCUUCUGAGAGCAGGGAUUAAAGGCGCACACCGCCACACCUGCUGACUUUUUUUUUUUUCCCCAACUGAGUGAAUGUCGUAUUCGGCUCAGCUUUCCACACCUGACUAGGAGCCGCUCGCAAACUACCUGAGCCAACUUCUUGGGACAAUUUCAGGAGCGGGAAAGACUUAGGGGAGGAUUUAAACUUACCCAAGAGAUCACAGUUGCCAGGAUGUCAUGUCCAGACUGUGCCACAUCUCAACCCUCACCCUGCCUCGUGUGGUGUCUUUCGAGGUUGAGACCUCUAUUGGGCAGAGGCUGUUCCAUUGAGAGGAAUGUUUACAGCAAUUUUGCAAAUGACAAAGCUAGCGUGGAGACAGGGAGUUGCAGAGGGCCCGCUUGACUCCAACUCUGUGUUGCGCAUCUGCCUCCCUUCAUGCUCACCCUUCAGGCGAAAGGAAGGGCGACCACCAUGACUGCAAUAGUCAACCUCAGCGCCGUAGUGACUCACGUUCUCCCAGGGCCCAAACCACUCUUUCGGUUACAGUUUCCAAAAAUACAGUAAAGCAAACCAUAGAAAUGUUCAUUUUUAUAGGUUGAAAUGGUAGGGUAAGGUGAAUGCAAAUAUUCCUGUAUGGUUCAUCCUGUUAAGCUGAUAAAUGAUUGAUUGCUUUGAUGUAUUAAUAAUGACUUCCAAGGGCUCUGUCUGCUCUAAAAUCAGAAAGUAAUUUAUGCUUUGGAGAAUCUUGACUCAAAAAUACACUUGACUGAGCACUUUGAUUUUGAGGGGCACGAAGAAAGCACAUAACGGGCACAGGUUUGCUAGGGGACGUUCCCUGUUAACAAGCUGGCAGCAGAACUUUAGAAAAUGUAUAUGCAAGCACAACUUGAAACCUUUUGUUUCUGUAUUAUAUUCUAAACCAACAAAUUUGUAUGUUCAGAAAUGAGUCCUUUACUGUGAGGUUAAUAUUUAUUUUCUCUCUUCUGUAUUAUGUAUAAAAAGUAAUCUCAGAUCCUGUUCACCUAGAUGGAAAACUGGUUUUAAAUUGUAGAUACCACUUAGAUAUGCAAAUAAAUCACUGACAGCACAUUCUUUGUAAUCUAGCUAGUAUUCAGUAAGGUCAUUACGUUCUUUUUUAGUUGACUGACUCCUCUCUACCUGGUUGUUCAGCAUUAUGAAAUUGUUUUUUAAGGCUUUGCAGCCAGCCCUCUCUUCGUUUCCUUUCUUUAGCUGGCAAACAGCUUCCCUCGGGAAGUUAAGUGUAGUGUACUCGUUUACAUGAAAGAAGUGGCUAGGCAGCUGAGAAAACUAGCUGACUGAAAAACCAGGUUCUAAAGAACUAGCAAAAACCUCAGAAGUACUCUACCCUCAUCAAAAUAGGUAAAGGAGAAAUUGUAUACAUGCUUUGUAAUAUGGAAGGAAAUACACCCUUUUAAACAAUGAUAGUCAAAUUUGCCUGUUGCCUAUAUUUUUAGCCACUAUAGAAUUAUGAAAUGAAAAGCAGAACGCUGACAGGAGUGAUGGGUUUGACUGCCUGUUCCUAGCCAUGAGUAUAUCUCAUUUACAAUCACAAAGCUUUUCUGGGGCUGGAGAGUGGUUCAGAAGCUAAGAGCACCAGCUGUUCUUCCAGAGGACCCAGGUUCAAUUCCCAGCACUCACAAGGCAGAUCACAACCACCUGUAACUCCAGUUCCAAGGACUCUGCCCUCUUCUGAAGGCAUCAGGCACACACUUGGUACACAGAUAAGGCAGACAAAACUCCCGUAGAGAUAAAACUUACAAUUAAAUUAAGCAAUUUUUAAAUAAAUGGGAUUUAUUAUGAAAAAGACAAAAACAGUGCUCCUGCAAGUCAAGAACUGGUACAGAAUGGGGCCUGUUGGUGGCAGGAAAGCUAUGGUGCUGGGGUUUACCUCACAGAAACAAGGGAAACUUCAUUUGCAUGAGAGCUGCCAUUCAUAGCAUCGUUUUCUUUAGGAUAAGUCCUGUCAGUUACCAAGUGUAGAAAACAGAUCCUAAAACAGUGCUUCAGGCGCAGGGCUUGCCUAAGGACCACAUACAUCUGAAUCAGUGACACUGUCGUGUUGCGGAGCUAGCAAGGCCUGACUACCUGAAGGCAAACAAAAAACUCUUUCACUUCCAGUUCCAAGUUUAAGUACUGUUGGAGUUGAUGGGCACUCUAUUUUCCUAGGAAGUCACGUUACCAUAACAUCAAGCCAUUGCCUUGUGCCAAUGGGGGGGAGGGGAGGAUGGGUAACACAGGCUUCCAACCCACUGUCUGACCAGAAGCAAUAUGAGAGAACAUUUGACCUGCUCACUGUUUUAUGUUGUCCUGAGCAUACUGUAGCGAUAUGUUUGUUUAAUAAAUUGGGUAGAAUUUUUUUUAGAAUUAUUUUUACAGUUUCCAGCUUAAUGUACUCUACAUUUGUAUAAUUUAUUGUAAUGACCUGUUUAUGUAAAUUAUCAAGACAAAAUAGGGGCAUGUAGCAUAUUGGUUAGUCCUUAAACACUGAUAAUGUGGCUUGAACACACCCUGGAUGGUCUUCUGAGCUCCCAUCUCUCAGUACAGAAUGCAGUUCAAUUCCGCCGAUUUUAUUACAAAGCCAUCUUCAUAUCUUCCCAUCUCUAGAAGGCCAAGGACGGGAAGUAAAGAGAGACCCUUCUGAAAUACGUUACUUUUUGAAUGAUUUAUCCUGAGAUGUUUGACGGUUGUUAACACUAUGGAUGGAAACUUCUGCUCCAAAUAAAGUUACCAUUUAAGAAAAA
Molecule: messenger RNA, 6535 nt
Organism: Meriones unguiculatus (Mongolian gerbil)
Lineage: Eukaryota; Metazoa; Chordata; Mammalia; Rodentia; Muridae
Gene: Cilk1
Product: ciliogenesis associated kinase 1
Exons: 13
Coding region: 150-2030 (626 amino acids)
Biological process (GO): intraciliary transport; protein phosphorylation; intracellular signal transduction
Cellular component (GO): nucleus; cilium; cytoplasm
Molecular function (GO): ATP binding; protein serine/threonine kinase activity
Source: RefSeq, a predicted model, not a curated record